This is a messenger RNA of Gastrolobium bilobum, 1590 nucleotides long. RefSeq names its product F-box protein At3g07870-like. Bases 1 to 1590 code for a protein of 529 amino acids. Lineage: Eukaryota; Viridiplantae; Streptophyta; Magnoliopsida; Fabales; Fabaceae. The record is from RefSeq and is a predicted model, not a curated record. Gene Ontology annotation, molecular function: protein binding. The transcript has 2 exons.
AUGGAUGAUAAUUUGAUAAAAACAGGUGACCUACAUUACUUGCUAGAAAGAUCUGUAACAGGAAAAAGAUUCCUACUUGUGAUUGAUGAUUUCUGGGAACAUAUGGUGGAUAGAGAUAUGUUUUUGAAAUUUGUGUCAAGAAAUGGUAAACGAGGGAGCAAAAUACUUUUGAUAACUUGUCCUACUAGUAUCACAGAUUUACCUCAUCAUGUUCUUCUAAACAUCUUCUCGAGGCUCCCAGUUAGAUCUGUUCAAAGCUCUAAAUGUGUUUGUAAAGAAUGGAACGGCCUCAUUAAGGAGCCAUUUUUUUCAAAAAUGCACUUUGAUCGUGCAGCUAUGUACCCAAUGUUGAGAGCCUUUGAACCUAGAUUUUGGCCUAGUGAUUUGCAUUUAAUUGAAGCUACCAACCCAAAUGACCUUGUUGCCCCAUUGAAGCUACACUCAAAGUUAAUACCCCCUCAAGUCCCAUUGGUUGAUGUAGCAAGUAAGCAAUUGAUUCCUAAGUUUGGUAUAGUGAACUCAUGUAAUGGCUUGCUUUGUGUAUGCACAACCCCAUUCAACAACCCUAUCUAUGUUUGUAAUCCCAUAACGGGAGAGUAUAUAAAUCUCCCUAAACCUGAGAGAAACCCUUAUGAUACAGAUUAUUUCAUAAUGGAUAAAAACGAAAUGGGAGAGUUAUGUAUGAUGCACUUUGUUUUUUCUGGCUUUGGCUUUAGCCCAAAGACUAACCAAUACAAAGUGAUGAGGUUAUUGGAUUUGGAAACGGAGGAGAGUGAAAGAUAUAUAGCUGUUCAAGUACUCACUCUUGGUUCAAGUUCAUGGAGAACCGUUAGCUCGUUGGAAAGAUGGAGAAACAUUGGGUUAGAAGUAUUACAAAGACAAACAUGGGCUCCCAUUGAAGCACCUUAUAAGCGAUCAUUUUGUGUUUACCUGAAUGGAGCUGUUCACUGGCUUCCUAAUCGUAAAUAUGCUACCUUGUUCAUAGGUUGCUUUGAUUUUGAUAAUGAGAACAUACGUGAAAUCCUUCCACCUAAGGAGUUUAUUGAAGGAGAUAGGCGUGCAAUUGGAAACAUGAGAUUAGGAGUGCUACAUGAUUGUCUCUACCUUACUGACACAACCCAUUAUGCUCAUUUUCACAUAUGGGUAUUGAAAGAUUACAAUGAUCCUUUGUCCUGGACCAAAGAGCUGGUAAUUGAUACCCUUGUUCGUAAGAUGUGGCCUACGGGUUUGUAUAAACCAAUAAGGUACCUUGACAAUGGGGAUUUGUUGAUGUUUCAUCCAAGCAAUUCCUUGGUUUGCUAUAGCCCUAAAGAACAAAGCUUACGUUAUUUCAAGAUUCAAGGAAUUGAUUCAGAUUUUGAAAUGGUUUUUCACAUUCCUUCUCUAGUUCCCAUGAAAGAUGUUAUAAAUGUCGAGGACCCACAAGUUGAGAUUUUGAAUGUGAGGGAUUCUGUGAGGCUUCAUGGUUGGAAGGAGUUUUAUGAUUUUGCACUGGUGGAAAAAGAUGAAGAGGCUAUAUCCGCUAAAUAUUCUAAAAUUGUGGAACGUAAUACUCCAUUCAGUUCUGCAUUCACAAAAACUCAUAUGUAG